Fukomys damarensis (Damara mole-rat) is the source of this 3438-nucleotide messenger RNA. RefSeq names its product synaptotagmin 10 (gene Syt10). NCBI's taxonomy places the organism in Eukaryota, Metazoa, Chordata, Mammalia, Rodentia, Bathyergidae. Gene Ontology annotation, cellular component: membrane. The transcript has 9 exons. The record is from RefSeq and is a predicted model, not a curated record. Gene Ontology annotation, biological process: calcium-ion regulated exocytosis; regulation of calcium ion-dependent exocytosis; regulation of dopamine secretion. The coding region runs from base 1 to 1959 and encodes 652 amino acids. Gene Ontology annotation, molecular function: syntaxin binding; calcium-dependent phospholipid binding; phosphatidylserine binding.
AUGCCAGUGCCCUGUCUCCUGCCAUAUGAUGAGCUGUGCUGCGUUGAGACUCUGGCAGCAAGAAGGCCAUCUCUAGAUUUACCCCCUCUACCUUCUAUGUUCAGAACUGUGAAUCAAAAGAAAACUGUUUCCUUUAUGACUGUCCCAGGCUUUGAUAUUGUAUUGUUAGCAAAAGAAAAUGGACUUUUCCAGAAAAUUGGUGGCAAGAGUGAAAUUGCUGCUAUUACCUAUUUUGGAGAGUUGAUGGGGCCCAACCUCAUCUAUCUAUGUAGAGGGAAGAAGGAACUGAGACAGAGAUUUGGACUGGCAAUUGCUACAGACUUUCAGGCCGGCGCCCACGCACCGGAGCCCCGGGGGAGCCCGAAGGCCAACUUUGGGCUGCAACCUGUCCGCACAAGAGCUCUCAGAGCGGCUAACUGCGCGUGUGGUGUUUCGGGCUUCGCGGCAGCUACGGCAAACGAUAUUUCCGUCAGCCUGUUAGCAGUGGUCGUCAGCUUCUGUGGCCUGGCCUUGUUGAUCGUCUCACUUUUUGUCUUCUGGAAGUUGUGCUGGCCAUGCUGGAAGAACAAAGGCAUGACUCCCAAUGUCAGUGCCCUGCCUCAGAGUGUUUCAAGUGCUCCCGCGGAGGCUUUUGAGUCUGAAGAGAAAAAAGAAGUUAAAGAAAACGGAAAGCCAGCGCUCAAAGCUCUCGAGCCCGCAAUAAAAAUUAGCCACACUUCUCCUGAUAUCCCAGCAGAAGUCCAAACUGCUUUAAAAGAACAUUUAAUUAAGCAUGCACGUGUGCAGAGACAAACUACUGAGCCUACUUCUUCGUCCAGACACAAUUCCUUCAGGAGGCACCUGCCAAGACAGAUGCAGGUGUCCAGUGUGGAUUUCAGCAUGGGCACCGAACCCAUUUUACAAAGAGGAGAAACAACAACCAGCAUUGGGAGAAUAAAACCAGAGCUCUACAAACAGAAGUCAGUGGACUCCGAGGGUAACAGAAUGGAAGACGUCAAAAUCUGUGGGAAACUUAACUUUGCCCUCCAGUAUGAUUAUGAAAAUGAACUUCUAGUUGUUAAAAUUAUCAAAGCCUUAGACCUCCCUGCAAAGGACUUCACAGGAACUUCUGAUCCAUAUGUGAAGAUGUAUCUUCUUCCAGAUAGGAAAAAGAAAUUUCAGACCCGCGUACACAGAAAGACUCUAAAUCCUCUAUUUGAUGAAACUUUUCAGUUUCCAGUAGUAUAUGAUCAACUAAGCAACCGCAAACUACAUUUCAGUGUAUAUGAUUUUGACAGAUUCUCUAGACAUGACAUGAUCGGGGAGGUGAUUCUAGACAAUUUGUUUGAAGUCUCUGAUCUCUCCAGGGAAGCCACAGUAUGGAAAGACAUUCAUUGUGCUACCACAGAAAGUAUAGACCUGGGCGAAAUCAUGUUUUCCCUGUGCUAUUUGCCAACUGCCGGGCGAAUGACGUUGACAGUCAUCAAGUGCAGGAAUCUGAAGGCAAUGGACAUCACUGGCUCAUCAGACCCUUAUGUCAAAGUCUCUCUGAUGUGUGAGGGUAGAAGACUAAAGAAAAGGAAAACAACUAUAAAGAAGAAUACUCUAAACCCUGUCUACAAUGAGGCCAUUAUUUUCGACAUCCCCCCGGAGAAUGUGGAUCAGGUCAGCCUGUCCAUCGCGGUCAUGGACUACGACAGGGUGGGACACAAUGAGGUCAUAGGAGUGUGCAGAACAGGUCUGGACGCUGAGGGCCUUGGGCGCGACCACUGGAAUGAGAUGCUGGCCUACCACCGGAAGCCCAUCACACACUGGCACCCCCUGCUGGAGGAGCUAUGGAAUUCACGUGUGUUUGUGUCAGAGAACACCAGGAGAACACUUUUCAGUCCAAAUAGGAUGCUCAGGGAGUUACCUGGCCGGGCGACCAGUUUUGAUAGUCAAGGAUCCUGUUCAUCUCCGAAACCACCUUCCACGCCAUAAUGCCUCCCAUGUAAGACCCUGUAAUAAGCACCUAGGUCCAUGUGCUCCUUGGAUCAGGAACACAAAAGAAAAGCAGAAGGUUUGAUUUCCUCACGUAAAAUAUAUUCGUAGAAAUGAACAAAUUUACAUGCAAUUUUUUCAUUUACCUUUGUGUCUGUUUUUAAACUUUGAACAUCUUAAUACUGUUUACUUGAAUAUGAAUAUUCCUUAGUUACAUAAGGCAUUUUAUCCUUCAUGUCAUAUGCCUAUUAGCACAAAGAGAGUUGGGAAAUGUACUUCUUUGCAUCAGCAAAGAAACAAGUUUUUUUGAAAAAAAAAAGGAAUCAAUACACAUUUAAAAUUAAAUAUAGCUUAUGCUGCUAUUGUAUAAAGUAGAGUAUCACAUGUGUGGUUUUGCUUUUGUUACAACUUGUUCGUUUUCAGUUGUACACACUGUUCUAUAUAAACUUUAAUGAACAUUUUAACCUUUACAUAUGAAGCACUAAGUCCUUCAACGUUCACAUUAAUGUAGCUUAUCUGAUGAUAGUUUUACUUUCAUUCUCAGCAUAUUCUUUUCUUGGUGAGACUUGACUCUGCCAAACUCAAAACUCUGUCUCUCAACCUGUUCUUUAAAAAAUACAGAUAAGUCUGUAAAUUUAAAGAAUCAUAUUGAGUAAAAAUUCAAGUAAUAGUGAGAAGCUGGAAAGUGGAGGUUGAACUCUUCCAGCAACCAUUUAAUAUUGUCUCUCACAUUCGCUCAGACAUCUGUUGCAUUGUUAACUGAUAUUUUAAAAACUCUGAUAAUCUUAUGUGCAGUAUUGAUGUUCCCAAGUGAAUAGAGUCAGAAGUUCAUUCGUUAAGUGUUUAUAAAGUACUCAAGUUUUGUGGCGUCUAUUUUGUGAUGUGAAGCUAUCACACAGAUCCUGGAUUUCUGACAAAUCACACUGACAGACACCAAAGGUCCCACCAAAUAGUCUGUGCUCCUUGUGACUUAGUAAUAUGCACCAUCAGUGACUCAGAACCAUUCAGAAACUUAUCACUGGAAUUGAAGAUUUUCCUAAAAAAAGUGUGAUUUAUUUUCCAACGAACUAUAGAAAUGUACCAUAAAUAGCUUCCACAAAAUUUAAUACAAAUAAACAAAUUAGUUUUCAAGGCCAGACCUCCAAUUCUUUCAUGAAAGGCAUUUUCCUUCACAAGGGUGGAGGAUCAGGCUAUUAGAUGUAAAAACUAUGCAAAUGUUUUUACAAUACAGACUUUCUUUAAAUCAGGUCAACUUUUUAAUGUCUCAUUUUCAGGUAUUGUUGGAAGAUAUCUGUAUUGAAUUUGCCCAAGCUUACUUUAGAGAUCUGCAUCAUAGAUGGUGCGUUGUUCAACCUUAUUCCAAAAUAAUAAUUUCAGAAAAAGCAAGAAAAUUUGUACUUGAAAUAUGAAAACAAAUUCAUCAGAAUGAGAACAUUUUCAAUUAUGAAAAUUUUAUAUAUUCCUUAUCCCUAUAAAAAA